Schistocerca americana (American grasshopper) is the source of this 2366-nucleotide messenger RNA. RefSeq names its product trans-Golgi network integral membrane protein TGN38-like. The record is from RefSeq and is a predicted model, not a curated record. The transcript is spliced from 4 exons. Lineage: Eukaryota; Metazoa; Arthropoda; Insecta; Orthoptera; Acrididae. Bases 140 to 2002 code for a protein of 620 amino acids.
UCAAAUGUUGGCGUACUGAAGAACAGUUGUAUUUGUUAUUGGCGUGAUAAGUGGUGUUCUGUACUGUCUGCAGUGUUUAGCUAAGUGAGGGUAGAGUGGGAAGUUUGUAUUGGUAUCUCGUUUGAAGUUAGUAUCAGCAAUGAAGACUUUGUUUUUGUAUUCCGUACACCUUUUAAUGUUUUGUGCGUGUACUUGUAUUUUUGGUAUACCCCAACCCCGUCAGCGUCCUGAUGGUUUAAAUAAUGUUGAGAACAUAUUUAAAAAAUGCCAGGAAGUGUGUGCUGACAUAACAAAAAACAGUUUUUUGGAGCAAGACACCCUAUUAUGUUUCGGUCUGAAAGUGUUUUCUCAGCAGUUUCCUGGCGGGGUAACGGAAAGUGAAGUCUUUGAAGAAGUCCAAAAGCAAUCCGAUACAGAUGUUUGUGAACAUUUUCAAGAAAUGAUGUUGAAUUCCCCGCUGGGAAAUAUGAAUAAUAGUGUAGUAAUAUACAAUCAGCAAUUUCGCGAUAAGAACACAUGUGAACGAGCUUGUCUGGAUAUUAUGGAGCAUGUUAAUCCUAUCUGCAGAAUUUUAUUAGCGUUAGGUCUUCAUUCCAAAGGAAAUCGUAUUGGAAGUGGUGUUCAAACUCCUUCAACUACACUAGCUGGUCAAAAAGCAGAUAACGGUGAUGAUGGAGUCUCUGAGCAGUCAAGAAAUGUUGUGGGACAGGUUUCCAAUAGAAUUCCUGAUGAACAGAAACCGAAAGCCAGUGGUAAAGGUGUUGUAACUGAUGAAGAAAAGGCACAGGCAUCUAAAGAACCUCCAGUACAAAUGACAGAAAGUAACCACCAGGAACAAACGUCUCAGGGAAUAAAUUUGACGCCAGCAGUUGAUGUAGGUAAACGGGCUGGACUGACACAACAGGAAAACAUAACAGGACCUGGCUCAGUUAAUGAGAAGCCAAAGGUGCCUAGUGGACAAAAGAUGCCAGUUGCAGGUAGAGCGAAGGAUGAAUCUUCAAGUGGAACACAGGAGGGGAAUAAUCUUACCACUACAAACAUGAAUAUUGUCAGUGAUGCAUUGAAGAAAGCUGAAAACUCGAAGGACGACUCAAAUAAAACUAGUGAGUUAGUAACUGAAAAUGAAAACCAGGGAAAGCCGGACGCACUAUCUGGGGAAAAGAAACCAGAUCAUUCUUCAGUUGCAUUGCCCGAGAGUUCUGGUGAUAAAAAUGACCAGGUUACUGCAACAGGGCCUAACUUACAAGAAAAGAUCAGUACCAUUGAAAAUAGAUUAACAUCCAAGAAAGUAGAUACAGGCCAUCAGAAAGGGGAAAGUAUUUCCCAGGUGCCAAAUGUCGAGGAAGACAAAGGUGUUGUUGAUGGCAAAAAGUCACAAGCUGAGAAUAAAGGAACAGAAAGUCCCCCACAGGACGAGGCAGAGAUACAAAUUAGUAGCAUAACUGAAAUAGUGCCAAAGAGCAAUAUUGAUGAGCAAACAACCAGUCAGAAUAAUGGAAAAGCAUAUAAAAAUGAAAAUUCUCAAACUGCACAACAGUCGGGCAGAGAUGGUACACAGAAGGCAGUCAGCGAGGAAAUGCAGUUCACAGAGAAUACAGGAGCUGGUGUACAAGAACAAGACACGCACAAUCCAGAAGAUGGUGAGUCAAAUGACAACACAGGGUACCCUAGUGGUGGAGGAACAGCUUUAGAUUAUGGUACACCUGAUUCUGAUGCCUUUGAUGUAGAUAAAAAUAAUAUGGGUGCUGGAACAGCAGUGAUUCGUGGGAAAUAUGAUGAUGAUUCCCAUUUCUUUGCUUACUUCAUGACAACAAUGGUUUUCUGUAUCAUAGGGUACUUAUUGUUCCACAAUAAACAGAAGAUAUUGGCUCUUGCACUGGAAGGACGUUCCAGGCGUGGCAGGAGACGACCUAAUACGUCAGGAUAUCGAAAACUGGACAGCAACUUGGAAGAAGCUAUCUCAUCGUCAAAGAGUGCCUCAGUCACACAAGUUAUAUAUUGAAUGUUCCUGCCCAUUUUAUUUGUAAUUAUGUUGCUGUGAAAGAACAGGCAAGCAACCGAAGAUGACAGUGCAUUUCUGUGAUCUUAUGAAUAAGAGGAACUUCUAGAAUCCUAAAAGGAAAUAUUCAAGUGAUCCUUAAAGGCAUUGUUGGACUUGAGCAGUGUGUGUGUGUGUGUGUGUGUGUGUGUGUGUGUGUGUGUGUGUGUGUCAACUGUUUUCUACAUGAAAGUUUUUUAACUGACCAAGUAAUAAAGGUGGUGGAGUGCGGCAAGAGAUAUUUUGACAGCUACUGAAACAUGGAAUUUUGUUGCAAAUUGUGUAUGUCACCCUCUCAAGGCUAAACAAAUAAAUUUGAAUAACUGAA